This is a messenger RNA of Caenorhabditis angaria, 1036 nucleotides long. The record is from the annotation of a GenBank genome assembly. NCBI's taxonomy places the organism in Eukaryota, Metazoa, Nematoda, Chromadorea, Rhabditida, Rhabditidae.
AUGCCGGAUAAAAAUGAGAAUCGUGGAAAUCUAUCUCCAUCAAUUCUAUCAUUUUACAACGACGAGUCAGAAGAUCAAAUUCUCCCUCUUCCAAAAAUUCUAGAAAGCUCUGGUCUGAAAGGGAAAGAUCGGGAUAAUAUUAUUGAAGCGGUUAUGGAAUUUUCGGGUGCUAAAAGUAUAGUAAAACAUGCGAUGAAGAUAUUAAAAGCGGUUGAUCUACCAGAAUUGGAUUUGGCUGUUUCAUCAAACGCUAAAAAAACGAUGAAAAUGGUGGAUGAAAUCAAGAAAUCCUACAGUAUAACACAGCGGAGAGAUAUGGAUGACAAAGGAUUUGCAAUCAUGACACCGAAACAAAUUGAAAAAGUGAUGGCUGAGCAAGGAAUUGCUGGAAGAGAUGAUAUUUUUAAUGUCAAAGAUUAUGCGAAAAAGACAUUGUUUCAAAAAACAGAAAUGGUUUGGGAUAUGGUCAGACAAAUUGCAUUUGGUUCAACAGCGGUUGGUUCAUUUCAUAUGUAUGUAGAACACUUGUGAAAACUCUAAUUUUCAGAAAACUGUCUCAAACUCAACUGGUCGCUUCAAACGUCAAGCAAUAAAUUGGGGACCCCAUGUAUUACAGCCAACUGUUCUGACAACCAUCUUAUUUUCUCCAAUUUACGGACUAAAUGUUCUUUCCCCAACAGUUUUAUCACCCGGUCUUUUUGAACCUCUCAUUCUAAACCCUUCAGUUCUUUCACCUUACGUCUUCUCACCAACUGUUGCAAUUCCUUUCAUUGUUUCGCCCUAUCUUCUAUCACCCUACGUAUUUUCACCAUUGAUCAUGGCCCCAUUUAUUCUAAAUCCUUAUGUUGUAUCUCCAAAUGUUUUUAAUCCAUAUGUCUUAUCACCAUUGAUCUUAUCACCCACAGUUUUAUGCCCUGAUGUUGUUUCACCAAUGACACUUGGUGGUGCGAUUCUUUCACCUGGUGUUCUAUCGCCAUCAGUUCUCAGUAAAUCGUAUGUUAUGGCUAAUGUUCUAUCGCCAACCUUUCUCUCUUGA